CCCUGGGUUCAGCCCUGGGGCACCCGGCCACCUCACCAGCCAGCAGGCCCGUGAGGGCCGGGUGGGGUGCUGGGGGUGCCAGGCUGGGCUGGGCGUCUCCCUGAGCCUCUGCCCUGCCGGGCCCCUGCUGAUAUUGGAGGGGCAGGUGUACCGCUCACAGCAGCCAAGGGCACCAGCAGGGCCAUUUCGGUCCCAGGUGGAGCAAAUCCUCAAGGUUGGGCCAUUUGGCUGGGGAGGGGUCCUCAGGUGAUGGCUGCUGUCCUUGUUGGGACCCUGGGGGGGCUGUGGGAGGUGCCUGAGGCCUCCCAGGCUUACCUAUGGGGCCAGGUGGGCUGUGGGGCCUGUGGUGGUGGACCGCUCUGCCCAGGGUCACACUGUGUCUGAUGUCCGGGCUGCUGGCCUUUGCAGCCCAGAGAGAGAAGCAGGCUUGAGCCCCCGGUCCUGUGUGGGGCCACUUCUCUCAGCUGCCGGUGGGCUGGCAUGCCUGCCCCGGGCCUCAGUUUCUCCAGGCACAGAAAGAGAUGCUCAGGCCCACCUACUGCCCUACUAGCCCCCAGACCUGGCUGCGCCCCACGUGGGGCGGGACUCGCCCCUUUCCAGGAGGUCCGCCCCGCCCCUCUCCUUCCUCCCCCUGCCCACCCCCGGCACUAGAAUUUCUCGGUACCUGCUGGCUUCCAGGCUCUGAGCGUUCAGGGAACAGAGGGUUCUGGAGACCAGGGACCAGGCAGUGGUCAGAAGUGCCGGCCUUGGCAUUAUCUGGCCAACAGCUGCAGCCGGAAGAGGCCAGCACAGAGGCAGAGGAGGCCCACCCUGUGACGGUAGGGCCUGCGGAUGAGAUCGUUCGGCCGCGGCCACAGGGGUCCUCACCUGUCUAUGAAUGUGCGGCUGAGGGUGCUGGCCUUGGAUUCGCGGUAAGCCUGCUGGACAGGGACCCACAGGAAGACACACCGAGCAGACACAGCUCCUCAGGGAGACGGAGAUCCUGGUGGAAGUGGGAUUCAGGGGGCUCACGGACGUCUUCCAGGAUGAGUCGGCCAGAGGAGGCAAUGGAGGUGACCCUAAAGACCGAGGUGGAGACCGGAGCCAGUGGCUACAGUGUCACAGGCGGUGCGGAGCAGGGGAUCUUUGUCAAGCAAGUGCUGAAGGGUUCUGCAGCUGCCAAGCUCUUCAGCCUGAGAGAAGGGGAUCAGCUGCUCAGCACAACCAUAUUCUUUGAUGACAUUAAAUAUGAAGACGCUCUCAAAAUCCUUCAGUACUCAGAGCCCUACAAGGUUCAGUUCCAAAUCAAACGGAGACUUCCUGCCGGAGAGGACCAGGAGUGGGCCUCCAGCGGCGCUCCGCACGACCCGGAGGACAGUGACACGCAGGACAAGGCUGUUGCAGACGGUGACACAGAGACGCCCAGCACGGCGCUGGAAGGAGGUGGAGACCGAGAGAGCCUCAUCUCCAAGCCCAGGGAAGGCAGAGGCAGGCGACCCAAGAACGAGAGGGUGUCCUGGCCCAAAUUCCAAGCAAUAAAGCCCAAGCAUGGGCCAGGGCCCCGGAGGUCACACAGCUCCUCAGAGGCCUGUGAGCAGGAGGACGGCCCUGACGCAUCCCCCACAAACACAGACACUGAGGCCCAGCUCCCAGCAGAGGAGCAGGAGCUGAAGGCAGGGCCGGACAACCAGCCCCGGAGACGGUUCCUGAACCUGAGAUUCAGGGCGGGCUCGGGAAAGGGUCUGGUGCCAGUGGGACGACCAGGAAGAGAGGCCCCGGGUGGGCUGCCCCAGGCUGGGGUCCUGGAGGAGGCAGGGACCCGGGGUGAUGCCCGAGAGGACGCCAGGACUGCGCGCAGAGAGGACAGGGUGGCAGAGGCGGAGGAGGGGGCCGCGGCUCCAAGCGAGCAGCAGCGCACAGAGCCCAGCCUGCCCAGUGAGGACUCCCUGGGGGCAGGGGGCAGGGUGGCACCCAGAGGCCCAAGGAAGACCAAGGAGGGGAAGGUCCAGGAGGAGACGGUGGCACAGGGGAAGCCCGGGCCGGGCCCAGCCCCAGGGCAAGACAGACAGGCGCACAGGGAAGGAGGGCCUGGCCUGGAGACCGGGGCUGCCGCGGACGUGGUCAGCACACACAGCCGCCCACCGGAGUUCCAGGUCCGAAUACCCACUUUAAAAACACCCAAGUUUGGAUUUUCCAAAGAAACAGUACUGGACACAGAAGGAGGAAUGAUGGCACUCCAGCUGGAGCAGAGGAGGGGCCACCCCGGGAGGAAAGACACGGUGGGGGAGCAGGCAGAUGGGGGAGCGGACCGGCAGGGGGGCCGAAGUACAGCCCAGGGGCCACCACCAGAGAAGGAAGCAGGAGCAGGAGACAGGACGCAGGAUGGCGAGGAGGACAGCCAGGCUGGGGACGACGACACUGAGGGAUGGGACAGAAGGAUGAAGACGCUGAGGUUCAAGAUGCCCUCGUUUGGGUGGCCACCAGGAAGGGAGCCAAGGGCACCCGCGGUGAGAGUGGUGCAGGGACGGGAGAUGGAAAAGGGAAGCCCAGCCCUGCAGAUGGCCACGCACACAGAUGGGAGCAGAAGACCCACAGCAGAAGGAGGAGACACAGAUGUCCAAGAACCAGGACAGACACGAAGAGAAGAGGGACAGAGUGGCAGGAAGGAAACGCAUACCACCCCAGGAGACGGGAAGGACGCCAAGGACAGCAAGUUCAAAAUGCCCAAGUUCAAGAUGCCAUCCUUCGGCAUGUCUGCACCAAGCACAUCCACGGAGGCCUCGGUGGACGUGUCCCUGCCAAAGGCUCGGGCAGAGGUGUGCCUUCCUUCCAUUCAUGGCGACGUCAACACCAGUGACCUCCCCACUGGGCUCCCAUUGGCUGACCUGGACAUCAAGACCGCUGAGGUGGUCCUGAAGCUCCCGGAGGGGCCCGUGCCCGGGGGAGAGCUCCAGGAGGCGGCAGCGGGAGCUGGACACACAGAACACCUGCCCAAGUUGCAGAUGCCCAGCAUCAAGAUGCCCGAGGUGGACGUGAAGGGCCCCCAGGUGGACAUCAAGGGGCCCAAGCUGGAUGUUAAGGGUGCUAAAGGGGAGCCGGCCAUCCCUGAUGUGGAGGUGGCCGUUCCUAGCAUUGAGGUGGACAUCCAGGUGCCAGAUGCCAACCUGCUGGGCGACCUGUCCCUGGGAGACAAGGAGGUGUCCACCAGACACAGCAAGUUCAAAAUGCCCAAGUUCAAGAUGCCGUCCUUUGGCGUGUCUGCACCAAGCAAGGAUUUGGAAACCUCAGUGGAAGUGCCUGUGCCCAAGGUCACAGUGGAGGCGACCCGGCCCUCCCUGGGAGGAGAGACCCAGGCCCCAGAGUGCAGCGUCCAACUGCCAUCGGCUGAUGUGCACCUGCCCAGGGGAGAGCUGGAGGUGGUCCUUCCCGGGGCCAAGGUGACAGUAUCCGAGGUGAAGGGCAAAGCAGAAGGGGCCCGGAUCAAGGGCCACCUGCCCAAGGUGCAGAUGCCCAGCACCAAGAUGCCCAAGGUGGACAUCAGGGGCCCCAGUGUGGAUGUCAAGGGCCCCAGCGUGGAUGUGAGAGAAGUGGCUGUCCCCAGCCCGGACGUGGACAUCCAGGUGCCAGGGGCCAAGCUGGAGGGUGAACUGUCCUUGACAAGCAAGGAGGUGGCCGCGAGAGACAGCAAGUUCAAAAUGCCCAAAUUCAAGAUGCCGUCCUUUGGCAUGUCUGCGCCAAGCACAUCCACGGAGGCCUCGAUGGACGUGUCCCUGCCAAAGGCCCAGGCCAACGUGUGCCUGCCUUCCAUCCAGGCUGACGUCAAGUCCAGUGACCACCCCAUUGAGCUUCCAUCUGCCGACCUGGACAACAAGACUGCCAAGGUGGCCCCGAAGCUCCCGGAGGGCCCUGUGCCUGGGGGAGAGCUCCAGGAGGCGGCAGUGGGAGCCGGACGCACAGGACACCUGCCCAAGUUGCAGAUGCCCAGCAUCAAGAUGCCCAAGGUGGACUUGAAGGGUCCCCGGGUGGACAUCAAGGGGCCCAAGCUGGACAUGAAGGGCGUAAAAGGGGAGGCGGCCAUCCCCGACGUGGAGGAGGUCGUGCCCAGCAUGGAGGUGGACAUCGAGGUGCCAGGUGCCAAGCUGGAGGGCGACCUGUCCCUGGGAGACAAGGAGGUGUCCGCCAGACACAGCAAGUUCAAAAUGCCCAAGUUCAAGAUGCCGUCCUUUGGCGUGUCUGCGCCAAGCAAGGAUUUGGAAACCUCAGUGGACGUGCCUGUGCCCAAGGUCACAGUGGAGGCCCCCAGGCCCUUUCUGGGAGGAGAGGUCCAGGCCCCAGAGUGCAGCGUCCGUCUACCGUCAGCUGAUGUGCACCUGCCUGGCGGAGAGCUGGAGGUGUCCCUCCCCGUGGCUGAGGUAACGGUGUCCGAGCUGAAGGGCAAAGCAGAAGGGGCCCGGAUCAAGGCCCACCUGCCCAAGGUGCCCAUGCCUGAGGUGGAUGUCAAGGCCCCCAGCAUGGACAUCAAGGGCCCUACCAUGCAUGUGAAAGGCAAGAACGGAGAAGUGGCAUCCCCUGAUGUGCAGGUGGCCGUGCCCAGCAUCAAGGUGGACAUCCAGGAGCCAGGUGCCAAGGUGGAGGGUGACCUGUCUCUAACAAGCAAGGAGGUGGCCAUCAGAGACAGCAAGUUCAAAAUGCCCAAGUUCAAGAUGCCGUCCUUCGGCGUGUCUGCACCAAGCAAGGAUUUGGAAACCUCAGUGGAAGUGCCUGUGCCCAAGGUCGCAGUGGAGGCGACCCGGCCCUCCCUGGAAGGAGAGCUCCAGGCCCCAGAGUGCAGCGUCCAACUGCCAUCGGCUGAUGUGCACCUGCCUGGGGGAGAGCUGGAGGUGGCCCUCCCCGUGGCUGAGGUAACGGUAUCCGAGCUGAAGGGCAAAGUGGAAGGGGCCCGGAUCAAGGCCCACCUGCCCAAGGUGCCCAUGCCAAGCAUCAAGAUGCCCAAGGUGGACAUCAAGGGCCCCAGCGUGGAUGUCAAGUGCCCCAGCGUAGAUAUCAAAGGCCCCAGCGUGGAUGUGAGAGGAGAAGUGGCUGUCCCCAGCCCGGACGUGGACAUCCAGGUGCCGGGUGCCAAGCUGGAGGGUGACCUGUCUCUGACAAGCAAGGAGGUGGCCGUCAGAGACAGCAAAUUCAAAAUGCCCGAGUUCAAGAUGCCAUCCUUCGGCGUGUCUGUGCCAAGCACAUCCACAGAGGCCUCAGUGGACGUGUCCCUGCCAAAGGCCCAGGCCGAGCUGUGCCUGCCUUCCAUCCAGGCCGACAUAAACACCAGUGACCUCCCAAUUGGACUCCCAUCUGCCGACCUGGAUGUCAAGACCGCUGAGGUGGCCCUGAAGCUCCCGGAGGGCCCUGUGCCUGGGGGAGAGCUCCAGGAGGCGGCAGAGGGAGCUGGACUCACAGGACACCUGCCCAAGUUGCAGAUGCCCAGCAUCAAGAUGCCCAAGGUGGACUUGAAGGGCCCCCGGGUGGACAUCAAGGGGCCCAAGCUGGACAUGAAGGGCGUAAAAGGGGAGGCGGCCAUCCCCGACGUGGAGGAGGUUGUGCCCAGCAUGGAGGUGGACAUCGAGGUGCCAGGUGCCAAGUUGGAGGGCGACCUGUCCCUGGGAGACAAGGAGGUGUCUGCCAGACACAGCAAGUUCAAAAUGCCCAAGUUCAAGAUGCCGUCCUUUGGCAUGUCUGCGCCAAGCAAGGAUUUGGAAACCUCAGUGGACGUGCCUGUGCCCAAGGUCGCAGUGGAGGUGACCCGGCCCUCCCUGGAAGGAGAGACCCAGGCCCCAGAGUGCAGCGUCCAUCUGCCAUCGGCUGAUGUGCACCUGCCUGGGGGAGAGCUGGAGGUGGCCCUCCCCGUGGCCGAGGUAACGGUAUCCGAGCUGAAGGGCAAAGUGGAAGGGGCCCGGAUCAAGGCCCACCUGCCCAAGGUGCAGAUGCCCAGCACCAAGAUGCCCGAGGUGGAUGUCAAGCGCCCUAGCAUGGACAUCAAGGGCUCCAGCGUGGACGUCAAGGGCCCCAUCAUGGACGUGAGAGGAGAAGUGGCUUUCCUCAGCCCGGACAUGGAUAUCCAGGUGGCGGGUGCCAAGCUGGAGGGCGACCUGUCCCUGGGAGAUAAGGAGGUGUCCACCAGACACAGCAAGUUUAAAAUGCCCAAGUUUAAGAUGCCAUCUUUUGGCAUGUCUGCACCAAGCAAGGAUUUGGAAACCUCAGUGGAAGUGCCUGUGCCAAAGGUCGCAGUGGAGGCGACCCGGCCCUCCCUGGGAGGAGAGACCCAGGCCCCAGAGUGUAGCAUCCAUCUGCCAUCAGCUGAUGUGCACCUGCCUGGGGGAGAGCUGGAGGUGGCCCUCCCCGGGGCUGAGGUGACAGCAUACGAGCUGAAGGACAAGGUGGAAGGGCCCCAGGUCAAGGCCCACCUGCCCAAGAUGCAGAUGCCCAGCAUUAAGAUGCCCAGUGUGGACAUCAAGAGCCCCAGCAUAGAUAUCAAAGGCCCCAGUGUGGAUGUGAGAGAAGUGGCUGUCCCCAGCCCGGACGUGGACAUCCAGGUGCCAGGUGCCAAGCUGGAGGGUGACCUGUCUCUGACAAGCAAGGAGGUGGCCGUCAGAGACAGCAAAUUCAAAAUGCCCAAGUUUAAGAUGCCAUCCUUCGGCGUGUCUGUGCCAAGCACAUCCACAGAGGCCUCAGUGGACGUGUCCCUGCCAAAGGCCCAGGCCGAGGUGUGCCUGCCUUCCAUCCAGGCCGACAUAAACACCAGUGACCUCCCAAUUGGACUCCCAUCUGCCGACCUGGACGUCAAGACUGCUGAGGUGGUCCUGAAGCUCCCGGAGGGCCACGUGCCUGGGGGAGAGCUCCAGGAGGUGGCAGCGGGAGUCGGACGCACAGGACACCUGCCCAAGUUGCAGAUGCCCAGCAUCAAGAUGCCCAAGGUGGACUUGAAGGGCCCCCGGGUGGACAUCAAGGGGCCCAAGCUGGAUGUUAAGGGUGCUAAAGGGGAGCCGGCCAUCCCCGAUGUGGAGGUGGCCGUACCCAGCAUGGAGGUGGAAGUCCAGGUGCCAGGUGCCAAGCUGGAGGGUGACCUGUCCCUGGGAGACAAGGAGGUGUCCACCAGAGACAGCAAGUUCAAAAUGCCCAAGUUCAAGAUGCCAUCCUUUGGCAUGUCUGCAGCAAACAAGGAUUUGGAAACCUCAGUGGACGUGCCUGUGCCCAAGGUCACAGUGGAGGCCACCCGACCCUUCCUGAGAGGAGAGCUCCAGGCCCCAGAGUGUAGCAUCCAGUUGCCAUUGGCUGGUGUACACCUGCCUGGAAGGGAGCUGGAGGUGGUUCUUCCCAGGGCCGAGGUGACGGUAUCCGAGCUGAAGGGCAAAGUAGAAGGGGCCCAGAUCAAGGCCCACCUGCCCAAGGUGCAGAUGCCUAGCAUCAAGAUGCCCAAGGUGGAUGUCAAGGCCCCCAGCGUGGACAUCAAGGACCCUACCAUGCACGUGAAAGGCAAGAAGAAAGAGGUGGCAUCCCCUGACAUGCAGGUGGCUGUGCCCAGCAUCAAGGUGGACAUCCAGGUGCCGGGUGCCAAGCUGGAGGAUGAUCUGUCUCUGACAAGCAAGGAGGUGGCCGUCAGAGACAGCAAAUUCAAAAUGCCCAAGUUCAAGAUGCCGUCCUUCGGCGUGUCUGCACCAAGCAAGGAUUUGGAAACCUCAGUGGAUGUGCCUGUGCCCAAGGUCGCAGUGGAGGCGACCCGGCCCUCCCUGGAAGGAGAGACCCAGGCCCCAGAGUGCAGCGUCCAACUGCCAUCGGCUGAUGUGCACCUGCCUGGGGGAGAGCUGGAGGUGGCCCUCCCCGUGGCCGAGGUAACGGUAUCCGAGCUGAAGGGCAAAGUGGAAGGGGCCCGGAUCAAGGGCCACCUGCCCAAGGUGCAGAUGCCCAGCACCAAGAUGCCCAAGGUGGACAUCAGGGGCCCCAGUGUGGAUGUCAAGGGCCCCAGCGUGGAUGUGAGAGAAGUGGCUGUCCCCAGCCCGGACGUGGACAUCCAGGUGCCAGGGGCCAAGCUGGAGGGUGAACUGUCCUUGACAAGCAAGGAGGUGGCCGCGAGAGACAGCAAGUUCAAAAUGCCCAAAUUCAAGAUGCCGUCCUUUGGCAUGUCUGCGCCAAGCACAUCCACGGAGGCCUCGAUGGACGUGUCCCUGCCAAAGGCCCAGGCCAACGUGUGCCUGCCUUCCAUCCAGGCUGACGUCAAGUCCAGUGACCACCCCAUUGAGCUUCCAUCUGCUGACCUGGACAACAAGACUGCCAAGGUGGCCCCGAAGCUCCCGGAGGGCCCUGUGCCUGGGGGAGAGCUCCAGGAGGCGGCAGUGGGAGCCGGACGCACAGGACACCUGCCCAAGUUGCAGAUGCCCAGCAUCAAGAUGCCCAAGGUGGACUUGAAGGGCCCCCGGGUGGACAUCAAGGGGCCCAAGCUGGACAUGAAGGGCGUAAAAGGGGAGGCGGCCAUCCCCGACGUGGAGGAGGUUGUGCCCAGCAUGGAGGUGGACAUCGAGGUGCCAGAUGCCAACCUGCUGGGUGACCUGUCCCUGGGCGACAAGGAGGUGUCUGCCAGACACAGCAAGUUCAAAAUGCCCAAGUUCAAGAUGCCGUCCUUCGGCGUGUCUGCACCAAGCAAGGAUUUGGAAACCUCAGUGGAUGUGCCUGUGCCCAAGGUCACAGUGGAGGCGACCCGGCCCUCCCUGGGAGGAGAGACCCAGGCCCCAGAGUGCAGCGUCCAACUGCCGUCGGCUGAUGUGCACCUGCCUGGGGGAGAGCUGGAGGUGGCCCUCCCCGUGGCCGAGGUAACGGUAUCCGAGCUGAAGGGCAAAGUGGAAGGGGCCCGGAUCAAGGCCCACCUGCCCAAGGUGCAGAUGCCCAGCACCAAGAUGCCCGAGGUGGACGUCAAGGCCCCCAGCGUGGACAUCAAGGGUCCCAGUGUGGAUUUGCACAUCAUGGAGGGAGAGGUGACUGUCCCCAGAUCUGCCGUACCCCUGGAGGUGCCUCUGGCAUCCCCAUCUGUGUCACAGGGGGACGCUCCCUGGCCCAGCCUGCAAGGUACUCCAGUGUACCCCGCCUUCACGAGCGUUCUCUUGUCCCAGGUGGACAGUGGGACUGGCCCAACAGAUUCACCAUUUCCCACAUCUUGUGUUCAAGUGACUUUUCCUAUGUUUCGUCGGCCGAGGUUCGUGUUUUCAGUCCCAAGAGCUGGCAUUGCUGAGGCGCAGCCUGCUUGCACAGAACGUGCCCUCGCACCGUCUCCUCCAAGCCCCGUGCGCCGACCGGACCCAUCGGCUGGGGAAGCCGCAGUGUUCCUGCUGCCGUCUGCAGGUGUCUCUGUGUCCACAGGGACAGAGGGGCUGUCGGGCACUGUGGGGACAUCAGCCGUGGCUUCAGGGGCCGCUCCAGCUGCAGAUGCCCCCUGCAAAGGGAAAGGCAGUUCCCUGAAAACGCCAAAGCUCGAGCUUCCAUCCUUCAGGUCAUCCCCGAAGAAGGGGGCAGGGUCCAGAGAGGACCCUGUUGGCAGCCUGGGGGGUGUAGAGAUCAGCCUGGUUGUAGACGCGGUCCCAUCAGACGUCCCAGCUGGUGUUCAUGCUGCACAGAUGGACGCACCUCCAGAUGUGACUCCUGAAAAGGAUGCAGAGAAAGGAGUGGUCCUCACCCCUGGCUUUGCCGGGCUGGAGCCCCCACUCCCCAGCACGGGGGUUCCUCGGAGAGGGGCCGGGCUGCUGCACACAGACCCUGACUCUUCCCUGUCCAGUCCCCCAGGAAAGACUGAGUCUCCAGCCACAGGAACCAGCAGCGGCAAGGGUGGUGGGGACACUAGUGCUACUGCUGUCCCCUCAGACACAGCAGGCGUGAAUCCCCAGCUGCCUUGGGUCCAUGUUCCCAGGCUGGGCCUUGCCACGCCCACCCUUGGACCCUGCGAGGGUGACCUUCCUUUUCCCAAACAUGGCCUGUCAUUCGGAGAUGGUGGCACAGGGCAUGGGUCUGGGGACAGCUCAGCCUGCCAGCCUUGUGGGGAGGCCACAGCCCCCUCCACAGAAGACCCCCUGCCACCAUCCUGCAGAAUGGCAGAUGGUGAAGGCCCAGCAGAGGGAAGCCCAGAGUGGGCUGUGCUGGCAGGGUCUCAAGAGAGCUGGCACAGGAUGCCCACGCUCCACCUGCCCAGUGCCCGGCACUCCUCCGAGGAGAGAGGCGGGGCUGGGGGCCCCAGGGGUCUGCUGUGUGCACCUGCUGCCGGCUCACCUAGGGAAGGAGUCAGGAGGCAGGACACCCACAUUCCUGGGCCAGAGGUGACCGUGUCCCUACAGUCCCCAGAGGCUGAUGUGGGCGUGGCUGCUGCUGAGAGCACGUCCCACGCAGAUGUUCUAAGGCACAGUCUUGACAGCAGAAGCUCGAAGCUGCAUCUCCCUCCUGCCAGGGUGUCCGCCUCUGACCCUAGCACUUUUGAGGCUGGGGUCUGCCCGGGCGAGGGCCCCCUUCCCCUUCAGGUUCCCCAGAGGAGACUCCCAGAAUCUUACCGUCUUCCCCGAGAAGCAGGCAGGGCAGUUCCUCCCGGGCCAGCAGGACAGGACCUUUCCAGGGGGGAGAAGGGGGCAGGGGAGUGGUCUUCCCACCCCGAGGGACCCCUUAAACUGAAGGUGUCGACAACCGAUGUGCCAUCCCAGAUUUCCGUAGUGACCACGAGUCAGCUCUGGGAAGAUUCGGUGCUGACCGUCAGGUUCCCCAGGUUAAAGGUGCCAAGGCUCACCUACCCUGUCCCCGGCUCUGAGGCUGACAUUUUCAUCCCUGCUGUGAGAGAAAUCCAGUGCCCAGACAGCAGCCUUGGCAUGGCCCUGCAGAGGGAGAGCCCUGGAGUCUGGGAUGCCAGCAUCCUGAAGGCAGGCGCCGGGGGGCCCAGGGAGCGGCCUGUGGUCCCUGGCCUCUCCUCAGAAGCUUCCCCCAUUUCUAAGGUCAGAGUGCACAUCCAGGGAGCCCCGGCAGAGAGCCAGGGGGGCGCCAUGUGCAGCAGGGUGACGGCUGAGUUUGCCGGCGUAGCGGAUCCCCGGGCAUUCUCCACGCAGGUUGUACGGGAAUCUGAGAUCCCAGCAUCUGAGGUGCAGACACCUGCCUAUGGAUUCUCCUUGUUAAAGGUGAAGAUCCCAGAGGCCCUGCCUCGGGCUGGAGCGCGUGUGGGGACCCCAGACUCCCGGCUGAGGCAGGCUUUGCAAGAGGCUCCUGCACGUGCCGCCCCAGGAGCGGACCCCGCUUCUGGAGAUCUUCAGUCUGACACCGGAGAGCCAUUUGAAAUGAUGUCUUCCAGUGUCACCGUGCCUGGACUGCAAACAUGUGUGGUUGAAGUUUGCUCUGGCCACCAGUUUGCAGACAGCUGUUCGGACGAGGAGCCUGCGGAAAUCCUUGAAUUUCCCCCUGAAGACAGCCAAGAGGCGGCCCCGGCUGAAGAGGGCAGGGCUCCAGGAGCAGAACCCGAAAGCAGAAAGGGUUCCGGUCUGUUCCGGCUCUGGCUCCCAAACAUUGGGUUUUCUUCCUCUGUGGACGAGAAAAGCGCCGAGUCCGAAGACACACUCCAAAGGCCAGAGGCGGGGCCGCCGCCCAGGCCGGAGAAGACGGGCUGGUUUCGCUUUCCGAAACUAGGGUUCUCUUCGCCCACCAAGAAGAGCGCGCAUGCCGAAGAUGAGGCGAGGCUGGCGGAGCAGAAACUCCAAGAGGAAGCAGCCACCUUCUUCGAUGCCCACGACAGCUUCCCCCUUGAAGAGGACGACGGGAGGCGCGCAGAGGCCGCGGGCCCCACGCCAGCUCCAGCGCGGUGCUGACAUCCUGGAAGAACCGAGCUCGUGCUGCUGGAAGAGCACAGCAAGGCCCGCGGGGAUCCUGUGCCGAGGCCCGUGACCGAGUGCGGGCCGGAGGGUCACUUUUUGGCAGAGGACAGCCACACAAAUGAAGUCUGAAGGCAGAGCCAUGACGUGCACAGAGCACGCCUCCUGACAACGUGUGUCUACACCGCUUCACAGGGCCCGAGAACAGCGGGCGGCCACCCCACGUCCCACCUCAGCCCCCGCUCCCCCAGAGCUUUGGAAGCAAGUGCAACCACCUGGCCCCUGCAAGACACCAGCACCCACAGGGCCACAGCACCCGUGACAGGGUGCUGGAGAGGGCGUUUCCCGGGGCGGCUGCCGAGCCCGCAGAGCCGGUCUGCUCCUCUGCAGAAGGGGCCAGAGGCGGGGCGCGUGGCUUCUGUGCAUACUGCCCCACGGUGCUCCCCGGUGAGCGGGCUCCCCGUGUCUGGCACACCCCAGGAGGACCUCCCCUGCUCCCUCGCGCUGUGCUUGCUCCUUGCUGACGGUCUCACCUGGCGAGCUCCGCAAUGCCUUGUGUCAUGACAUGCACGUGCUGGCAGAAGGGUGGCACCUGUGGUGUCCCUAUGUGCCCACCACCUGCCGCUGUCCGCUGAUGCCCCUCUGCCUUGCCAGCCCUGCCCUGAGCCCCUUGGUGUACACAAGGCAGCCAGGCCCAGAUGGGAUCUGCUGCCCACCUGGGCGGCCGUGCAAUAAAGAAACCACACACCGCACAGUGUCCGUGGGCCUCUUGUUCCGGUCAGGCUCACCUGCACCUUGCCCUCUCCCCACCCACUCCAGGCCCUCAUCUCUGG
Molecule: messenger RNA, 12676 nt
Organism: Manis pentadactyla (Chinese pangolin)
Lineage: Eukaryota; Metazoa; Chordata; Mammalia; Pholidota; Manidae
Gene: AHNAK2
Product: AHNAK nucleoprotein 2
Exons: 7
Coding region: 522-11840 (3772 amino acids)
Biological process (GO): regulation of RNA splicing
Cellular component (GO): costamere; cytoplasm; nucleus
Molecular function (GO): protein binding
Source: RefSeq, a predicted model, not a curated record